AUGUUACUCGCUAUGCGUUUACGUGUUCACGAUGAACAAUACUUAUCAAUUUCAGGUUACGGUGAUUUACAAAGUUACGGUCACCCGAAUCAAGAGAGGACACCUAUUGAUCAGAUGAUCAAAGAGGGUACACGAUUCACACAAGCUUAUUCGGCCGACAGCAUGUGCUCACCGAGUCGAGCUGGCUUCAUGACGGGUCGAUUACCAAUACGUCUCGGUAUAACCGGAGGUGCACGAGUGUUCUUACCUCAGGACAUCGGCGGUUUACCGAAGAAUGAGGAAACAAUGGCAGAAAUGCUGAAACGAUACGGGUAUUCAACAGGUAUGAUCGGUAAAUGGCACUUAGGUAUCAAUCGAGAGAACCAAACCGACGGCACUUAUCUACCAUCGCAACGAGGUUUCGAUUAUGUCGGACUCAAUCUGCCCUGGACGAAUGCCUGGGAAUGUGAUACUGUGCUUUCAGAUAUUCGAAUGAACACGGAUAUUCAUAAGAAACCGUUCUUCUUCUAUUUCUCAUUCCCUCAUGUUCACAGCGCUCAGUUCGCCAACGAGCGUUUCUUGCACAGAUCCGUUCGAGGUUUGUUCGGUGAUAAUAUCAACGAAAUGGGAUGGGCUGUUGGUGAGGUGCUGCAGAGUCUACGUGAAGCUGCAAUUGAACGUCAAACUCUGGUGGUAUUGAUGUCCGAUCAUGGGCCACAUCAAGAGUUGUGUUUGAAUGGUGGUAGCACGGCUGGACUGAAAGGAGGUAAAUCGAACAGUUUUGAAGGCGGAUUCAGAAUUCCACUCGUCAGUUGGAUGCCAGGCACUGUAAGAGCUGGUGUCACAUCACAUGAAGUGAUCUCGGCAAUGGAUCUGUUUCCAACAUUCGAAAGAAUGGCUUCAAUGGGGAGAGUGUUUCAUCAACGACCCAUUUACUUCGAUGGCGUCGAUGUUGGCCCACAUCUUCUGGGGCAUACCACAGGCAGCAAAGGAACGCAUCUUGCACGCACACGACCGAUCUAUUAUUAUUGUAAUGAACAUCUGAUGGCGAUUCGAUAUGGCCAUUUUAAGAACGAUGAUAACUUCAUCGAAUCACUCGUGUCACCUGUUCUCAUCGAUUUAUUACUCGCUCUUAGAAACACAUCUAAAAUAACCCAUCAAAUGCACAUUUGCAGGUAUGUCUCACAGAAAUGUCCAGAAGAGCAUCUCAGAACGCAUGAACCUCCGCUGGUGUACGAUCUGAAUGUAGAUCAGUACGAAAUGUACGCGUUGAAAGAAAGUGAUCCAAGGGUGCACGAAGUUCGUGCAAAGGCGAAAUCCUUACGGAGAGACCAUAUGAAAACAAUCAUUCCGGUUGAGCAGCAAUUAGGUAGUUUUUCGCCGAACGUACUACCGUGUUGUAAUCCACCGUUAUGUGAGUGUGAUCUGUUGAGUGAUGAGCGAAUGGGUGUUCGAAGCAGCGAAUCUCAUCAUCACCAUACCGAUCAUCAUCAUCAUCACCACCAUAAUAUGCACACUCACGACCACUUCAGUCAUCAAGACACAAAGCCAAAAAGUCCGCAUCUCAAUCGACCAUUACUUGCGUCAGCACUCAAUGAAAUAUUUUUGACUAAUAAGUUCAGUUCAAAUCGUAAAUCUGCCAAUGAUGACAGCAAUAAAUCAAUACGAGGUGAAUAUUCCUAUGGUCAACUUCGUUCUUUCGUCUUUUACGGUGUCCGAUCGAAUGAUUCUUCUCAACGAAAACAACUCAACAACCUUUCAUUAGCCUCGAAAUCAUUUGUAUCACUUUCAGAAUCCACUCGGGAAUCACUGGACGACGUGAUUGUAUUGGAUGAGAAGUUGUCUCGAAAAAGGGAUCAUCAGAUUGACGAUUCUUCAUUAUCAUCUUAUCUACGGCGAUGA
Molecule: messenger RNA, 1881 nt
Organism: Anisakis simplex (herring worm)
Lineage: Eukaryota; Metazoa; Nematoda; Chromadorea; Rhabditida; Anisakidae
Source: the annotation of a GenBank genome assembly